Molecule: messenger RNA, 1046 nt
Organism: Quercus robur (English oak)
Lineage: Eukaryota; Viridiplantae; Streptophyta; Magnoliopsida; Fagales; Fagaceae
Exons: 2
Coding region: 114-1046 (310 amino acids)
Source: RefSeq, a predicted model, not a curated record
CUCAAGAGGCUAUUAGAUACGACGAGCGAGUUCACCGACGUAAGCCCGUCGACUUUACUUUGCCAUUUAUUUAACUUUAUUUAGUUUAAUUUCAUUCGUCAUUAUUUGCAGAGAUGGAAGACGCAAAAAGGAGAGCUUUAAUUAAAUCUCAAGCCGUCAAGAAGAAGGAGUCCGGCAAGGCGGUACCAAAAGGGUCGGCUUCAGCCUCGAAGAGGAAGCCGACAUCGAAAUCUGACCGUCCGUUUAAACAACCCAAGAUCUCCCUUGAGCCAGUUGUUGGCUUGAUGGCUGAGGGUGCCAAGACCGUCACCCCAGCCAAACACGGGACGGGGAAAGGCUUUAUGACGGCCCCAGAUUCCAAACAAGAGAGACCUCCUCCCCUCCUCCGUGACGACUCCAAGUUUGCAUUGGAGAAGCUGUCGUUGAUUAUCACGGCGGAAGAUUAUGAGGACCUAGGGAACCACUCGACGGAGGCCAUGGGAGAGACGGGUCUCUUUGCUGUUGCCCAAUCCUUGGUCAUGAUGAAGGGAUUACUGGAUCGGUGUCUCAACCGUGAGAGUACUUUAGACCGGGUGCGUGCAAAGGCGGAACAGACGGAGGAAGAACUUGGUCAACUCCAUAAAUGGAGGUCCAAUAUGGAGAAGAAGCUGGAGCUUUCUGAGAAGGUAAGGAAAGAGCUGGAGCAGAAGUCGGACGAGGCGUUGACGGUUAUAGAGAAGAAGGAGAAGGAGAUUAAAGAAUUGAAGGAAGAGAUCCGUCAUGCUAAAGAGGUAGCCGUCAAGGAGUAUCGCGACUCAGACUCCUUGUUGAGCGAGCUGGCAGACUCUUUCCUGCAAGGCUUUGACGACUCACUCCGACAGGUCAAGAAGGUCUACCCCGAGCUGGAUGUGUCAAUGAUCAAAGUUGACGACCAAGGCCAGACUUUUGCUCUUCCCGUCGUUUCCGAAAAUACGGAGGACCUCUUUGGAGACGAUACAGCUCAGGGCGACGGGGAGUCAACCUUGCCGAAGGAUGUUCCGAAUGCGGACCCUAAGAAAGUUGAUUGA